CGUUUGCGCGCGAGCAGACGACGCUGAAUUGGUGAUGCUGUGGGCAAGGAAGGGCUCAGGGCAGCUUUUUCUCACAUUUCUCACUCCUCUCCAUCUACUCCUCCCAGUCUAUCGGGGUGUGGCGUCCAAUAACCCUCAGUGAAGUGGAAAAGUGGUGUAAGGCGGCCCUGUGAAGGCGUGAUCCUAUCCAAACACUAGGAAAAUGGCCAGAGCACUCUUAGGGGUCUGAGAGGAAUACAUCUAUAGAGGGAAGGAGGACCACAGGAGAGUACAGACUGGAAAAUAAGAUAAUUAGAGAAACAUUUUAAACCGAAGUGGGAGUGAGUGUGAUAGUGCUGAGUAGUGGAGUGCUUUUGUGAGUGUGUGGAUGGGUGGCGGUGGCGGCGGAGAAGGCGGCUGUGGUGUGGAGAAAAUCUUGUGGUGAUGGGGCCCUCCACCUCCACCACGACCAUGCCAGGAAGAACCGCCGAGCCGCAGCGUAGAUGAGGCCAGAGUGGGAUGGGCGUGAGAGUGUCAUGGUGGGCCGUGGGUGUGGUGGUGGUGGUGGGCGCCUAGCACCGCCCUCCACCCCCCGCCCAGGCUGCCGUCCGGCCCCCCCACGCCGCGCCCCGCCCCCCGCCGCCCGCCCCGCGAGUGCCAUGGUGCAGGCCAACGAGGAAGUGAUGUGCGACUCUCGCCCCUCCACCAGCGGCUCGGGUCCCUACGUGCACAGCAAGGCGUCGGCCCUCAACACUAGGUGGCCGGGGGGCGCUCGACCAAAGAUCUUCAACCACAGGUCCUUCAGCUCGGGCUCCAGACCCUCCGUGCUCUCCAGGGCGUCGGGCUCCCUCCGCUCUGUGUCCCGGCCUGGCUCCCGCGCCGGCUCAGGCCUCGGCUCCCGCGGCUCGCUGCUCUCUGGCUCGGUGGGCACAGCGGAGGAGGUGGGUUCAGGGGUGUCUCGCCUGCGUCGGGAGCUGCCCUCCAUCUCGGACAUCUGCGGCUACGACGAGGUGCAGGAGCUGCUGCGGGACAUCGAGCAGCUGGAGUGUCGCCGCUGGACCUCCGACUGGGACUCCUUCACCAUCCAGUCGUCGCACGCUGACCUCGACUUCCCGCACGACCGAGACUUCUUCCCGCCGGACCUCGACACCCUCUCCCGCUGCGACUCCCGCCUCUCCUGGGACUCCCACGCCGGCCGUCACCCCGACGACGAGGACGACGACCCCCAUCCGAGCCCCGACUACUCCCCCGAGCCCCAGAGACGCCGCCCCACUCCCACCGUCACCCUCGCCUGGGACGACUCGCACCUCAAAACUUCCGUCGGGAUAUUCAGACUGCUACUGGUGGUGGUGUCUGUGAUCACAAUGACGUGCGCGUGUACGGUGGGCACGGCUCGUCUCAGCAUCUUCGUCCUCCCAGGGGCGUGGCGGCUCCGAGUGGUCGUGUUCACAGCCGUCUUCACCAUCCUCACCACCACCAUCCUCCUGCUCCUCCACCUGUCCUCCCUCGUCCACUCUCUCACGCUCCGCUGGGACAAGCUGGUAACAGUGAUCUACGUGGCGGUGUGCGUGUGCUACCUGGUGUCCGCGUCGCUGCUGCUGCACCUGCUUCACUUGUACCACACCACCUACCCGUGGAUCCCCGCCUGGACUAAGCAGCAGCUCCUCACCACCUCGAUGUGUCCUUUGCGGCCGCACAGGGUAAGUGGUACGCACCCACACACUCAUGCUCGCUUCCUUCCCUCCCUCCCUCCCAUAACACUUUUUUGGACAAGAGCCACCCGUGUUUUUUGGGUGGGUUGGUGGUGUGUUUUGUCCCUGGUGCGUGAGUGCGUCUGCUGGGUGUCUGUGCGUGUGCGUGUCUUCCUACUACCCCUUUUUGGCAGUUUUUUGUGUAGGUGCAGUAACGUGUGUGCGCGGGUGUUGCAGCUGUGUGGCUGUGCAUGCGGGGUGGUGUCCCUGGUGCUGGCGGUGAUCUCGGGGUGUGGCUGGCCGCGAUACGGCCGGGUGCUCAGCGAAGGCUCCACCACGGACACCACGUCCUCCCACCACCUCCACACGCUCCACCACAUUAACCCCCACGCGCUGGCGGGGCCCGUGGCCGGCGCGCUGCCCACCCGGGGGCCGCGGCAGGGCUCGGGCACCUCGCUGGGCACGGGCGGCGGGGGGCAGGGGCCGCACGCCACCACCGCCUUCACGCCGGACAGCCUCAAUGAACCCCAGCCGGGCCCCUCCAAAGCCCUGCCGCACAACCACACGCCGGCCCGCCCCCAGGCCCUGCACGGCCUCACGCACCACCACGGGGUGUAGCGGGUGGUGUGUGCGUGUGCGUGUGCGUGCGUGUAUGUAUGUGUGUGUGCAGCGUGGCGGAGACCCGCGCCGGACAGCGGGGCCGCCCGGCAAUAUGCACGUUGCCCUGUGAUAGCGGCCACGGCCCUGAGGGAGAACGUUGCUUGUUGUUUUUCCAAGUUUUUAGAUGAACUUUGAGACUGGAGAUGUUAUCGCCCUUUUAAAUGAAUCUUGAUACAGAGAACUUUAACCUGUGUACAUAGCUAGACGACUAGUUUUUUAGGAUACUGUUUUUAUUAUUCCUAGGCCAUAAUGCUUCAUUUUUUACUAGUUGACUCCAUUUCUUCCAUGCAAAUAUUUAGAGCAUUGAGUGCCGCCAUCUUGUGACUUGGACUGCACGGUGUGUCGCUGUGUCGGCCAGCCAGCCUGGAAGCAAGACAUAUCCCCCUCACCCCCACCACCACAUCCCACCCCACCACCCGCAUCACCCCGCGCCCCCACUCACCCCUCAUCACCCCUCCAGCCUUCAUCCACACUCGUCACGUUUGUACUCACACUUUUAUAUUAUAUUGUUGUUGGAUUCGCGGUUCACGAUACGUUGGUUGGGCUGUCGCCGCGUGGGCCUCAGGGCGGGAUGGGGGUCGGCGCCCCGCGGGACUGGGAUGCCGCAGGGACGGUUUGGGGAAUCCUGGGGGACCUUGGACAGACUGGGAUCCCCCCUAGGAACACCUUAUGGACACGCCUCGCUCUCCUGACGGUGUGUGUGUGUGUGUGUGUGUGUGUGUGAGAGAGAGAGAGAGAGAGAGAGAGAGAGAGAGAGCGUGUGUAAAACAGACAAACUGACAGAUGUACAGACAGACAGAGACAAUCAGACAGACAUACGAGCAGAAAAGUGAGAGAGAGAGAGAGAGAGAGAGAGAGAGAGAGAGAGAGAGAGAGAGAGAGAGAGAGACGGAACCAGCUUUCAUUCAUUCUAAAAGCGUUGCAAUAAAACAAGAAAACCAAGCGUGUAUACAAACAUCGUAUAUAAAAAAAGCACUUUAAAACACCACUUGGGAGCGACGAUAGGAAGGCGGGAGACGAAGAAAGGAAAAAAAAAAAAAGAAAAAACUUUCGACUUGACUUUAAACUUGAAAACUUGAGGCGAAUCGAUGACUUAAGGAGAGCAAAACCCAACUUGGCCUUAAUCCCUGAAGCGGCAGACGAGAAUUGAAUAAAAAACAAGUAAACUAGACUAUUUCUCACUGACAUGCACUUUGGAACGUGGAUGCAGGGACAAGGUAAGGCGGAGACGGAACAGUGCUGGGCGGGGCGUGUCCACAAGGCUCCGCGAACCCUACACACGGGGCGCAGCGCUAAGCCGGGGUGCCGCAAGGGGAGAUCAGAGUCACCAGGGCCACACCACCACCACCACCACUAGUCCUGGGGCAUUUGGUGUACUGUACCCAAGUCUUUCGGUCCUUUAAGACAUCCGGUACUCAGGUCAUUUCGUACGUACCCUCUCAGGCGUCUGGUAACCCCCCCCCCAACCUCCCGGGACGUAUACGACCGCGCGCGUAUAGCAGUACCCGUGAUGACCGCCAGGGCGUCCCCCUCCGGCAGCCGUAUGUCAGCCAGCCACCGCAGCGCCUCUCCACCGCUGGGUAUCCUCCCGUCCAGCCCCACACACAUAUCCAGUGUCCACCCACUAGGCCGAGACCUGAUGGGUAACUGCCUACGAGGAUCUUGUUUUAUUUUAUCUAUUUAUUUUCUAACUACGAACGAUGAGUAUUUUUUUUUUUUUUUCGUACGAUUUUUUUUUCUGCGAAUGAUAUUUUUUUUCUUCUUUUUAAUUCCAUUUGAUUCUUUUUUGCGCGUAAUUAUUGUGUACGAUACUUUCUAAGCGUGUAGGAUACUUUUAUUUUCAAGUGCCGACAAUAAUGUUUUGGUUAUCGUUAAUAAAUCGUUAACUGCCUACGAUACUUUAUUAUUAUUAUUAUUAUUAUUAUUAUUAUUAUUAUUAUUAUUAUUAUUAUUAUUAUUAUUAUUAUUAUCAUUAUUAUUAUCAUUAUUAUCUUUCCCAUUCAUCGUUUACAAGUGUCAAGUUAUAUCUCGUGAACAAACAUGUACGUUACUCGUGGGGACUGUUUGCGAAGUCUGCGUACAACAAUAGUUUGCACUUCUCGCUAAGCAGUUACCGUACGUACGUUCCAGUUGGGGUGUUUGUAUGCUACUGGAACCCACUUUAUACAAUCUAGCGUGGUGAGUGUGGCGGCGGCGGUGUGGCCCUCUGGCGGCAGAAACUAGGGAACUGAGCGUGUUAUAUUAAUUCACUCAUUUAUGACUCCAAGAAAAAACCGAAAGGGAAAGAAACAAGAUGAAUAACAAAAAAUAAUUAAUGAUGACACAAGGCAGCCGACAACAGUAUAGCAAUUGUUUUUCUUAUUUAUUAUUUGAUUUAAGAAAAAACAACAAAAAAUUAAAUAUGGAGGUGAAAUCCUUACACAUAUAUUUAUUUUCCCCCCUCUCGAAUAGGGUUAGUUUGUAAUGUAUAGAUGGCAAAAAUACUACUACUAAUACUAAUACAAGUAGGUGAGUUAAGAAUUGCAAAGAUGUGUAGCGUUAGGUAAGCAGCCGAGGCACCGUUCACCAAUAAGUGUAUAAUGUUAUUGUUAUUAUUAUUAUUCACGCGACUUAACACAACACGGCCGGCGUCGAUUCAUUGAUGGGUCUCAUAAUAUCCGAGGUGGGUGUUUCUUAUCGGUCCUAUUUAUAUAGAGAGAGUAAUUUUCAUGAAGGGACUCAAUAGAAAAUGUUUGUUCCCUUUUGAUAAGUUUGUUCUAUUUGCCACUGCAUCUGUUCUGGAAAUUCAUAAAAGCGUGUGCAUUGGUUUCCGUCUUUUUGUGUUUGGCAGUGUGAGUUCAGGUUUUAAUGGUUGAACUGGGAGAAAAAUAAUUAGUUGCCGAAAAGAAAAUGAUAAUGAGGGAUAUGGAAAACUGAAAAUUGAAACGUAACUCAAAAUUUAAGGAUUGAUAUAUUACGUCCGGUUUUCUUACGAUAUUUUUUUUUUUUUCGGUUUUUGCUGCAGUGAGUAAAUUUUAGACUCAACACAGUUCUAUGAAUAUAUUAUGUGUAUUUUUUUUUUUUCCUAUUUUGUGUGAUUUUCUGCCACGAGAAGAAAGAAAAACAAAACAAAAAUACUAAUCUUGAAAAAAAUAUAUAUAUAUGUAUAUACACAAAAGUCUUACGAUGUAUUUUUGAACAAACAUAUAUUUUUGGCUGGCGUGGAUUUGGUAAUAAAAGAAAUGCUUUUGA
This is a messenger RNA of Scylla paramamosain (green mud crab), 5561 nucleotides long. RefSeq lists its product as uncharacterized. NCBI's taxonomy places the organism in Eukaryota, Metazoa, Arthropoda, Malacostraca, Decapoda, Portunidae. The transcript is spliced from 5 exons. The coding region runs from base 483 to 2288 and encodes 601 amino acids. The record is from RefSeq and is a predicted model, not a curated record.